AAUGGAACAGCAACAACAGAUUUAGAUUGUAAGAAAUUUAUGGAUGAUUGUAUAACAUCAGGUAAAGGAUGUAUUACUGCCACAACUCCAUAUUCUGGUUAAUGGGAAAUUAAUAUGGAUUGAAAUUAUUAACAGGAAAUGGAACAAAAUGUGAUGCCAAAUAAUCAUUUUCAUCAUUGAAAGGUAAAUCUGCUGGUAAUUGAUGGAUAAAAUCAUGAUAUUUAUUUUUAUAACAAAAAGAGAGUUGGUAAAAUUUAUUAUUUUUUAGAUUCUUUUAAAUUGUG
Messenger RNA from Paramecium sonneborni, 284 nucleotides. NCBI's taxonomy places the organism in Eukaryota, Ciliophora, Oligohymenophorea, Peniculida, Parameciidae. The record is from the annotation of a GenBank genome assembly.